This is a messenger RNA of Aspergillus campestris IBT 28561, 1149 nucleotides long. RefSeq names its product 2-hydroxy-palmitic acid dioxygenase MPO1. The coding region runs from base 76 to 651 and encodes 191 amino acids. NCBI's taxonomy places the organism in Eukaryota, Fungi, Ascomycota, Eurotiomycetes, Eurotiales, Aspergillaceae. Gene Ontology annotation, cellular component: endoplasmic reticulum. The transcript has 4 exons. Gene Ontology annotation, biological process: sphingoid catabolic process. The record is from RefSeq and is a predicted model, not a curated record.
GAAGAAGCAGCAGCAGAAGACGUUUGAAAUCUAUAGUCCCAUCCUCUCAGGGCUGAACCAUUAUCACGGACCAUCAUGGCUUUGAACUUGGAGAAGCAACUGCUCUUUUAUGGAGCCUAUCACAAUAACCCGGUGAACGUCGCCAUCCACAUCACCUGUGUGCCUGUCCUCCUGUUCACAGGUAUCGCCCUGGCCGCCAACUCCCCGACGCUGUUCCCCGUCCCCGAAGCCAUCCAGUAUGAGAACCUGCCGCCGAAUCUGGGGACCAUCGGCGCCCUGAUCUAUGCGUCGUUCUACGUCUUACUCGAGCCCGUCGCGGGGGCCCUGAUCGCCCCGUUGCUGGUCGGCGGCGCCGCCUUCGCCAACCACCUCCUCCUCACGUACGGGUCGGACAUGAACUACUGGUUUGGCGGCAUCCACGUGGUGACGUGGUUGCUCCAGUUCGUCGGCCACGGCGCCUUUGAGCGCCGUGCGCCUGCGCUGCUGGAUAACCUGGUCCAGGCGCUGCUGCUCGCGCCGCUGUUUGUCUGGAUGGAGAUUCUGUUCUUCUUUGGCUAUCGGCCGGAAUUGAAGGCUCGCUACGAUGAGAGUGUGGAGAAGGCGGUUGCUACGUUCCGGGCGCAGAAGGACAAGCAGAAGGCUGCGAAAUGAUUCUUCAUCGCCUUCUGGUAGGAUGGACGUCUUGUACUGGAUGCAGCGCUCGCACAGUCGCUGUCGUGAUCUUGCCCCGAGUGGGUUUGUAUCUGGGUUGUUGUUGACCUGGGGAGUUAGGUUAGGUAGUUGGAAGCUAUGCUAACUAUCGUUGGGAGAGUCGGAGCUGUGGUUGUUUUUCCAUUCCCAUGUUCAUUUUCUUUCUUUCCCUGUUUUUAUAUUUUGCUUGUUUGCUUGUUUUCUUGUUUUUGCCAUUCGCAGCACCAUGUUUGAAUUGAGCGAUUGAAUAUUGUAAUCAAGAGAUUGGUAUGCCUUGUAUAGUUUAUAGAGACGAGGAUGCACCGGGAUAACCCUGCUGGGCCUACACGUGACGCUGCAGGAAAGGGGUGAGGGGGCGGUUAGGUUAUGUAACCGAAAAGAGGAGUUCCAGGGAGUUGAACGCAUUAGGAUGGAAUUUGAAACCAGUUGUCCCGUGUAGGGUACCAACCAGGUAUCAUG